This is a messenger RNA of Meleagris gallopavo (turkey), 2003 nucleotides long. Lineage: Eukaryota; Metazoa; Chordata; Aves; Galliformes; Phasianidae. The record is from RefSeq and is a predicted model, not a curated record.
AUGAAGGUGUUUAUGCUUCUUUCUUUCAGAGGGUUGUCUCCUGCAGAAGCAGAGUUCAAUUAUCUCAAUACAGCACGUACCUUAGAACUCUAUGGAGUUGAAUUGCACUAUGCAAGGGAUCAGAGUAACAAUGAAAUAAUGAUUGGAGUGAUGUCAGGUGGAAUACUGAUCUUUAAGAACAGAGUACGAAUUAACACCUUCCCAUGGUUGAAGAUUGUAAAAAUUUCUUUUAAAUGCAAACAGUUUUUUGUUCAACUUAGGAAAGAGUUGCAUGAAUCCAGAGAAACAUUACUGGGCUUCAAUAUGGUGAAUUACCGCGCAUGUAAGAACCUGUGGAAAGCCUGUGUUGAACAUCACACGUUCUUCCGUUUGGACCGACCGCUCCCCCCUCAGAAGAACUUUUUUGCACAUUAUUUCACUUUGGGUUCAAAGUUCCGGUACUGUGGGAGAACAGAGGUCCAGUCUGUGCAGUAUGGCAAAGAAAGAGCAAACAAAGACAGGGUAUUUGCAAGAUCCCCUAGUAAACCCUUGGCACGGAAAUUAAUGAGUGGGAUGGACUGGGAAGUAGUGAGUAGGAACUCACUGUCUGAUGAUAGGUUAGAAACCCAAAGCCUACCAUCACGGUCUCCACCUGGAACCCCAAAUCAUCGCAACUCCGCCUUCACUCAAGAAGGAGCUCGGUUACGACCCUCCUCGGUUGGACAUUUAGUGGACCAUGUAGUUCACACUUCACCAAGUGAAGUGUUUGUGAACCACCGAUCUCCAUCUUCCACCCAGGCUAACAGCAUAAUACUGGAAUCAUCACCAUCUCAAGAAACUCCUAUAGAUGGGCAACCUCCUGCAUUACCACCCAAACAAUUUAAAAAGAACAGUUGGAACCAAAUUCAUCAUUCACACUCACAGCAAGAACUGGAUAACCACAUCAAUGAAACAUUUGAUGUUCCUGCAUCUCCUGAAAAGUCCACACCCAAUGGUGGUGUUCCCCAUGACAAUCUUGUUAUGAUCAGAAUGAAACCAGAUGAAAACGGAAGGUUUGGCUUCAAUGUAAAGGGUGGAUAUGAUCAGAAGAUGCCAGUAAUAGUGUCCAGGGUAGCUCCAGGAACACCCGCUGAUCUUUGUGUUCCUCGUUUGAAUGAAGGAGACCAGGUUGUACUGAUCAAUGGCAGGGAUAUAGCAGAACAUACCCAUGAUCAAGUUGUUAUGUUUAUUAAAGCUAGCUGUGAGAGGCACUCAGGGGAACUUGUGCUCCUUGUUCGACCCAAUGCUGUCUACGAUGUUGUGGAAGAGAAGCUGGAAAGUGAACCUGACUUCCAAUACAUCCCUGAGAAAUCUCCACUUGAUGGUGUCCAUCAAGAUGAUAAUGCUCUGAGAGAAUCCAUGAUUCAGCUAGCAGAGGGGCUUAUCACUGGAACUGUUUUAGCUCAAUUUGAUCAACUGUAUAGGAAAAAGCCUGGAAUGACAAUGUCUUGUGCCAGAUUACCUCAAAACAUUUCCAAAAAUAGAUACAGAGACAUUUCGCCUUAUGAUGCUACACGGGUUAUUUUAAAAAGUAAUGAAGAUUACAUCAAUGCAAAUUAUAUAAAUGUGAGUAAUGCUUCUAAAAAUUGCUUCUGACAUAAAGUAAUUUUCAACUUUUCAAUGGAGGACUUUAAUUUACAGAAAAUAAAUUUUCUGUGACCUAGCUCAGGCUAGAAUAAUAAGCCAGUAAUCGGAUGGUUAGAAAUGUACUGUAGGUUUACUUAUUUACUAAUGCCUGGUGGCAAAUACUUUCUAAAUCAAAAUAAACAUGCAAAAAAACCCUCGGAAAAAAUAGCUGUCUAUCGGAGUAAUGCGUUCUUCUUAAUGGAUUGCCAAUGUGGCAGUAGUGGUCAACACCAGAAAAGUCUAAUCUAGAAGCAUAUAUUAACAUCUGUUUAUUUACUUCUUAUUGUCAGUAGCAACAAAAAAGUACUUUCCUCCUCCUACUUUACUUCCCUCUGUGUAAAAAAAACAAAAAAACAAAA